GUUAAGGCAACGGCCGGGCAGAAGUGCGCAUUUCUAUUUGAUUUAUUCGGGUUUUCUUUGAUGUUCUAUGAAUGCAUUAAUCAGUUACUUACUUUUGAUCCGUAGUUACGCUGGUUGACGGGAGAAUGACCUAACCGGAGUAGGGUUCCGUAGUGUCUCUACUUAUUCUUUCCUCGAGUAACAAUAAACCUGACAAUAUCUAGGACUUUACCACAAUAAACGAUACCACAACACCAUGCCUGGAAUGAUGGGCGACAAUCAAUCUCCGGAGGAGGCAUCUGAUCCCAUAACCCCAACCAUGCAGCCCGAAAGCAUGGCCUCCAAAGCACGCCAAUCCGCCAGCAGCGUCGCGGAGCGUAUCGCCGCGCCUUUGCAGCCGGGCGAUACAACGCCAACCACCCGCCGUAUGUCCGAUACACCCUCUACCAGCCGUGCUCACGGCGAAGGCAGCGGCGUGGAUGUCGGCGAGGGCUGGAGCGACGUGCAGGCGCAGAAACAGGAGGAUAAGGGCAUGUUGCAGUCUGCGCAGGAGAUGGUUGCGAAGGCGCUGGGGGGUGGGUCGCGUGGAUCUAGUUAAUUAGUGCUAGGUAGGAAUAAAGCAUCCUUGGGAAUAG
This is a messenger RNA of Aspergillus glaucus CBS 516.65, 614 nucleotides long. RefSeq lists its product as uncharacterized. The record is from RefSeq and is a predicted model, not a curated record. Bases 236 to 577 code for a protein of 113 amino acids. NCBI's taxonomy places the organism in Eukaryota, Fungi, Ascomycota, Eurotiomycetes, Eurotiales, Aspergillaceae. The transcript is spliced from 5 exons.